Molecule: messenger RNA, 1511 nt
Organism: Mycetomoellerius zeteki
Lineage: Eukaryota; Metazoa; Arthropoda; Insecta; Hymenoptera; Formicidae
Exons: 5
Coding region: 205-1386 (393 amino acids)
Cellular component (GO): cytoplasmic microtubule
Source: RefSeq, a predicted model, not a curated record
CCAGUAGGUUAUACGCAGCUAUCAUCCGGUACGUAAACAAAAUUGUUUAUGUGGUAACGGCCGGAAAGCGACGUAUGCGUAAAACGAAAAUUAUGAGGUAAAGACAUCAAUCGGAUGUCCCGAAACCGGUGCCUUUUUCCGAAAUGUAAAUUAUAAAUGUAACAGAGUGACAAUAUUGGCAAAUAUCAUCCUUUUCUCAGAAGAAUGAAAGUGACGACGUUAAAAGGCAUUUUUCCAGACCCUAAACCAGUCAGAAGGAAGAAUUUUAUUCAAGAAAAUGUGAAAAAUCUCCGGCGAAUGGAACAAUGCUUCCAAGCGAAUAAAGAGCUGGAAGAACUAGAAAAGUUACAAUUACACAAGCAUCACAGGAGUACAGACAAGUACCAGAAUGUAUCUGCGAAGGUGGUCACUACCUUCCGGGACAAGAAGAAACAUGAGAGCUAUUUUAAUGUUGAGCGAGUAUCAAAUGAUAAAGUGGAAAUUGAUGAACAAGCUCAGAAUAGGACCAAUGUAUUUGAAUAUGAUAAAAAACAUGCUGUUUCUACUACCAAAAAGGUUAUUGGACCAGGAAUGAAUAAUAACAUGACGGACAAACAAAAGAGAACUGGUAAACAUAAGAGUCAGCAGAGAUUGCAACCAAAGAUUUCGCCUGAACCAAAUGUAUUGCAUAAAUCUGAUACUGCUGCAAAUGGUUUGGAAUGUUUGGAUGCACAAAGCACUGUUAAGUACCGAAGUCAGGGGAUUCAGACUUUAGAUACAGAUCAAUUGGAAAGUAUAUACUCUGAAGGUGUUAUUCGAUAUCCAUCAAAGAAGGUUACAAAGUACGAAACAGCAAACAAUGGUGAUUUAAAUAAACAAGAAGGGAAGACCUUGAAGAAACAAUCUGAUUCGCCUGCAGAUAGAGGUGAUAUGCAUGAUCCAGAAGACUUACAGAAAGCUGAUUUACGAAAUUCCAUGUCGCCAGCACCUAAAGAGGAAAUCGAUUUUAUCAAAUUAAAUAAAGAACGUACCUCUGUUGCCAAUAAACUGAUGACACAACUUAACAAUGGUGUACCACCUCCAAAUUAUCGCAAGGGAGUUUUGCCUAAAUAUCUUCGAGAUAGAAAGGAAGCACAAGAAAAAGAACAAAAGGCCAAAGCAGAAGCAUUGCAUUCUGAUUGUCCGGAGGGUCACGUGCCUUUACCUGAUCACGAACGCAAGGAGACAUUACGAUUAUUAAAAAAAAAUUAUCAGGAGUACGUCAACGAAUUAAAUAUGAUGCCUAUAAAAACGGAUACUCUUAGAGCACAAAGGCGCAAGAUCGAUAUAGAGAAGCAAUUGAAUAAACUGGAAGAAGGGAUCAAAGUAUUUUCGCGUCCAAAGGUUUACGUGAAGAUAAAUGCAUAAUCGCGUUGCUUCAACUAGAACGCAAUGUGUAUGUAUAGAAAUGUUGAGUGUCCGUCCAUGCCCUAAUUCAAAAUAUCGUAUAUUAUUUGAGAAUCCAAUUACAAACGUCAUUGUAUCGUGGCAAA